CAGAGUGGCCCUGGCGCUGGACGCACGUGGGUCGUCCGUGCACCCCCGAGGGCGGCGAGGGGCCCGGGGGCUCUGGCAGGGACGGCCGAGCAAGGCGGGUCAGCGGGGCAGGGGUCGCCGUGACCCAGACCUGGCUCCGAAGUCCCUUCUCCUUCCACGUGACCUGGGCGGCGUCACCCCUCUCUCCGGCUUCGCCGUGGGCCUCUUUAAAGCAGCGAGGCCCCUCCCCGGCCUCUGUGAGGCCACGACUGACCGGGACAAGAAAGACUCCUCCCCCCAGGCCACAGCCAGCCUGGCGCCCACCUCCUCCCCAGCCUCCCCCGUGCCUCCCCCAUGUGGUCCUGCCUCGCCCUGCCUGUGCACACGGGUCUGUCCCCAGACUGUCCCCCUCCCUGAGGCUGCCCGGCCCAGAGCAGGGAGGGGCUGCACCCCCAGCGUGGAGCCGGCCUCUCCGUGGAUUUGUGACGGUCCCCACUGGACUAGCCGUGUGCCUGCUGGCCCUCAGGUGGUGUCGGGGAGAGGCCGUGCCCGCCCGAGGGCCUGCCCGGCACCCAGCCCCACGGCAGCCCCGAGGCCCACCCUCUCACCGCAUUAUCCCCCUCUGCUCCCGCCGCGAGGUUUGACCCAGAAGAAGGCGGCCCCGACAGAGGCCCUGUCGAUGACCGGACAGCCGGGCCCCGGCCAUGGGAAGAAGUUGGGUCAUCGAGGCGUGGACGCGUCCGGCGAAACCACCUACAAGAAGACCACCUCCUCCACCCUGAAGGGCGCCAUCCAGCUGGGCAUCGGCUACACCGUGGGCAACCUGAGCUCCAAGCCCGAGCGGGACGUGCUCAUGCAGGACUUCUACGUGGUGGAGAGCAUCUUCUUCCCCAGCGAAGGCAGCAACCUCACCCCCGCCCACCACUUCCAGGACUUCCGGUUCAAGACCUAUGCACCUGUCGCCUUCCGCUACUUCCGGGAACUGUUCGGGAUCCGGCCGGAUGAUUACCUGUACUCCCUGUGCAACGAGCCGCUGAUCGAGCUCUCCAACCCGGGCGCCAGCGGCUCCCUCUUCUACGUCACCAGCGACGACGAGUUCAUCAUCAAGACCGUGAUGCACAAGGAGGCCGAGUUCCUGCAGAAGCUGCUCCCCGGCUACUACAUGAACCUGAACCAGAACCCGCGGACGCUGCUGCCCAAGUUCUACGGGCUGUACUGCGUGCAGUCGGGCGGCAAGAACAUCCGCGUGGUGGUCAUGAACAACGUGCUGCCACGCGUCGUCAAGAUGCACCUCAAGUUCGACCUCAAGGGCUCCACCUACAAGCGGCGCGCCAGCAAGAAGGAGAAGGAGAAGAGCAUCCCCACGUACAAGGACCUGGACUUCAUGCAGGACAUGCCUGAGGGGCUCCUGCUCGAUGCCGACACCUUCAGCGCGCUGGUCAAGACGCUGCAGCGGGACUGCCUGGUGCUGGAGAGCUUCAAGAUCAUGGACUACAGCCUGCUGCUGGGCGUGCACAACCUCGACCUGCAGGAGCGCGAGCGCCAGGCCCAGGGCGCCCAGAGCACCUCGGACGAGAAGAGGCCGGUGGGCCAGAAGGCGCUGUACUCCACGGCCAUGGAGUCCAUCCAGGGCGGGGCCGCGCGCGGGGAGGCCAUCGAGUCGGAUGACACGAUGGGCGGGAUCCCCGCCGUGAACGGGCGCGGGGAGCGGCUGCUGCUGCACAUCGGCAUCAUCGACAUCCUGCAGUCCUACAGGUUCAUCAAGAAGCUGGAACACACCUGGAAGGCUCUCGUACACGACGGGGACACGGUCUCCGUCCACCGCCCCAGCUUCUACGCCGAGCGCUUUUUCAAGUUCAUGAGCAACACGGUCUUUCGGAAGAACUCCUCGCUGAAGUCGUCCCCGUCCAAGAAGGGGCGCGGCGCCCUGCUGGCUGUCAAGCCCCUCGGGCCCAUGGCCGCCUUCUCCGCCAGCCAGAUCCCCAGCGAGCGGGAGGACGCGCAGUACGACCUGCGGGGGGCCCGCAGCUACCCCACGCUGGAGGACGAAGGCCGGCCCGACCUCCUGCCCUGCACGCCGCCUUCUUUUGAAGAAGCCACAACGGCCUCCAUCGCCACGACCCUGUCGUCCACCUCCCUCUCCAUCCCAGAGCGCUCCCCAUCAGAGACGUCAGAGCAGCCCCGGUACAGGCGGCGCACGCAGUCGUCUGGACAAGAUAGCAGGCCCCAGGAGGAGCCACAUGUGGAAGAAGACCUGCAGCAGGUCACGGUGCAGGUGGAGCCCACGUGCAGUGUGGAGAUCGUGGUCCCCAAGGAGGACACGGGCCCACUGACGAGAGGAGCUGGGUGUACUCCCCGCUCCACUAUAGCGCGCAGGCCCAGCCGGCCUCCGACGGCGAGAGCGACACAUAAUUUCUAUGCAGUCCCCACCCGGAGCCCAGCGCCCGCCGCCUGGCCGCUCUCUGGCGGCGCUGCCCGCCCAGCUGCGGCCCAGAGCUGGGGACACCCCGCCGGACCUCGCUCACCCACCGGGCCCAGCUUGCCCUCCCUGACGGACGCCGCCGGCCGAGCCCCUCCGCCCCGACAGCUCCGGGCCACCGAGCCUCUCGGGCUCAGCACCCCGUCAGCUGCCUGCACCUGCGAGACUGGGACCUUCCCGAGCGUCAAAUCAUGUAUUUAUUUUGGGUCCUUACUCUUUGCACAGAGACAGAAGCACGUGUGUGCUUUUUUAGGAAAAAAACAAAAAAGACACAAAAACAAGCGGAAAAAGAAGAAACUCCAUCCCAUUGCACUUUUCGGUUCUCUGCUGUGCUUGCAUGUUUCUCUCGGGGGGACAAGGGCAUUCCUGCCACCUUCCGGGAUCCGGGACCCCAUGUCCCUGCCGCCCUGGACAACAUCACACUCCGAGCCUCAGCCUGUGACGUGCAGAGGGGACGGCAGGGUCCCCCGCUCCGCCUCUGUCCCUCAUGGACUGGGGUGCCUGAGCGCAGGUGCCCCCCACCCGGAAGCAGCCCUUCCCCCUGCAGCUCAGGUUCGGGGGCCUCGGCGCAGGACCUCUGCUCUCAGCGGUGGUCUCGAGGGCAGCUCGCGCCUGGCCGAGCCCCUCAGCAUCUGUGUGUCCUGCCACUCAGGCACCCCCAUUCGGGAAAGACCUCCAACCCCACCUCCCAGGGGCCCCACGAGCAAGAAUUUCCGGUGCCCACACUCCAGACGCACACUCGAGGGGCUGGGGACGUGUCCCCUACCCCAGCGUGGACCACGCAGCAUCCAGCAAAGACAUUCCAAGUGACGUGGGACGCCCCCUCAAAGCCGGAGACGGAGCAGGAGGCCGAGCCGGGCCACGGGGUGUCCAGAGAGAGCCCGUGUCCCGGAGACAGCUCGGGCUGGCGGGCACGCGGCCUUGUCGUGUGACGGCCACCCCCGCCUCCUCCGCCCCAGGCACAGCCUAGAGGGUUGACCCCUCUCCCCGGAGUGUUUCCUUCAUCAACUUUAAGUGAUGUCAUUCCUGUGGGGAUCAAAGGAGGAGAGGAGUCGUUGUUUGGGCACGGUAGGACCAUGGAGCCCAGAGCCCGAUGGGCUGCCCGAUGGGGGCCACCAGGGCCCCCGCUGCACCCAGAGGGCACUGGUUAGAGCAGUGACACCCGCCCCCUGCGGAUGCGCCCCCACCCUGCCCAUUACUCGGGACUCCAGAGACAGGCGUGUUGGUGACGGUUCCCCAGUGACACGGCCCAGCAUGGGAGGAGCUGGGGCGGGCUCGGAGCAGAAGUCGCACCUUCUGGGAGAAUCUUCCUCCAGCCCUUGCCUCCCCACUAGAGUGACAUGGGACCAGGACAGCCGGAACCUCCCUCGGGUAUUCCAUUGCUUUUGAACCUGUCACAAGCUCCUACGAUGCUGCUGCUGCUGCGGCCAGCUGCUCAGGUCCCUCCCCGCCCCCCCCCACAGCCGGCGCCCCUCUGAGCCUGGAGAAGCAGGCUGCACCCCCAGGGCCUUUCUCCCAGGCGGGGACAGACAUUCCCUCAAGCAGCUCCUCAAGUCUCAGCCCAGGAAAGGAAAGAGCUCUCAGCAGGGACCAGCCGCCGGGUGGCUCAGAGGACAGGUCCAAACAAGCCCGUCUGGGGUCCUCGCCCUGCCCAGGAUCAUCUGUCCAGCCCUGGGAAGGGGCCUUAGCCCUGAUGCCCAGCCCAGUGCCCACCCGCUGGUGCCCGGCCUCCUGAUCCGUCCCGCUGGCCCCUGGGACAGACGGGACAGAAGUCAGAAGGGGCGUCUGGGACCUGGAUGACCAACAGGGAUGGCACCAGAGACCCCGGGAGCCCUUGGGGAUGACCCAGAGCAACAGGCACCCCAUCCAGGGCGGCCCCCGGCGCCGCUGAGCGACUCCUGGGACACACGAGGCUCCAUCCUUCCUUCACCCGCAGGAAAAAUUUGCAAACUUCCGUGGACAUCACAACAUUUCUGUUUUUGUGUGAAGUCUCUGAGGCCCCGUUGGAGACCCAUUUUGUGUUGGCUGCAUUUUUAUUUUUGUUCCUUUCCAGAGAACUGCAAAGCGAUGCCGCCGUAUUCUACAGACCGUGCGAGGGGCGGCGGCCGUUUAUUAUUUCCGGGCCGGGGGCAGGAAGGCAAGACCUAUUUAUAACGUUUAGCGAACGUGUGGCCUUCCUCAGACCCCCGUGAGGAAGGCGCCUGGACCCACCCAGCCGUCCCCACCCCAGGAGUCUGUAAAUACCCAGCUGAGGCCCCGCCAUGUCCUGCCUCGUGUCUCCGAUGGCUGCUGUCGCUGAGAACACGACAGCGUCCUGUUUCCUGUACUGUAAACACAAACACGUUUUCUCUGAGACUGACAAGGUGGAAACUUCCAUGUGUCCCCCACUCCCUGACGGCCUCUGUCCCCCCGAAGCCAUCCCAACGUGUCCCCUGUCCUGCUCAGUGCAAUACUCCCGUCCCUGCACCUCGCCGAGGUACUGUCGCCGCAGCCCCUCCGUCUCUUUUUCUCUGGUGGCUCCAUCCCACCACCCGGUCCCCACCCCGAACCCCUUUUUAUGGCCGAACCGAUUCCGGAAACAAAAAUAAACUGCAAACCUUGUGUGUCUUAACUCCCACCGGGAUUCCACUCCAUUCCUCUGCCCCACCGGCUGGCGCGCGACAAUCUGGAGCACCGAGCCUCGUGGCACAGACGCGGGCGCCGUGUUCCUCAAACCCAGAACCGUGGGCACCUCUGAAACAACAGCCUCCGCUGGCCCCAAAUGACACUCGUAUGCAGCCCGGGCCCCUGCCCGCCCCCCAUACCUGCCACCCCCUCUUUUUAUGUGGAAGAGAUCUCUAAUAAAUCGGGUAUUGAGCAUUGGC
This is a messenger RNA of Microcebus murinus (gray mouse lemur), 5322 nucleotides long. Lineage: Eukaryota; Metazoa; Chordata; Mammalia; Primates; Cheirogaleidae. The record is from RefSeq and is a predicted model, not a curated record.